Carica papaya (papaya) is the source of this 1109-nucleotide messenger RNA. Its product is annotated as Calcium-dependent lipid-binding (CaLB domain) family protein. Gene Ontology annotation, biological process: defense response. The record is from RefSeq and is a predicted model, not a curated record. Lineage: Eukaryota; Viridiplantae; Streptophyta; Magnoliopsida; Brassicales; Caricaceae.
CCCUUCUUCGCCGUGUAUCUGUCUAUUUAAUUUUCUGCCUUCACGCUCUCUCUUUCGUAAUCCUUCGCACUCCCGGCUCAUUUUAGUAACAACCACCGUCUCUCUAUCUCAACCGCCCAAAACGCACCGCAUCAUGGCAGCCUCUUCAAACCCCCUCGACUUAGACGUCACCGUAGUAUCCGCGAAACACCUAAAGAACGUCAACUGGCGAAACGGCGAUCUCAAACCCUACGUCGUUUUGUACCUCGACUCGGACCACCGAGUCGCUACCCACUCGGACGAUUCAGGCUCCACCCGUCCCGUCUGGAACCAGCGUCUCACCCUCCCCGUUACUCGCCCGAUCCGCGACUCGGUCCUUACCCUCGAGAUCUUUCACUCUAGGCCCUCCGAAACUCUCAAGCCUCUCGUCGGCUCUGCUCAAAUCUCGCUUGCUCACCUUGUUGACUCGGACGAGUCACCCAUCUUGCUCCCCGCGCUCGAGCUGAUCCGUCCCUCGGGUCGACCGCAGGGUAAAAUCCGUGUAAAGCUCGUGCUCAGGGAGCGGCCAUCUCCCCCUCCACCACCACCGCCAUCAUCGUCACCUCAAUAUCAUGAUGACUAUAAUGCCCCUCAAAGUAGCUAUUAUUACUCCUCUGCCCCUCCUCCCCCUCCUGUGGCAGCUUCUCCAGUACGCCCUUACCGGGAAUACGCGCCCUCCCCGUACGCCUACUCUGAUCAGUACUACUCGAGCUACUAUUACGCUCCGCCACGGCCAUUCUACCCUAGACCGCCCAAUUACGGCCUGCCAGGUGGCCCCUCCGCUCCUGUUGAUUUAUCUUCAUCGGAUGAUCACAAGCCGCCGCCUCCUCGAGCCUCCAAUUAUGGCAUGCCAAGUGGGCCGUCGGCACCCGUUGAUUAUUCACCGUACGAUCAGAGGCAGUUGCAGAAGGGGAUGGGAGGAUUGAGUUUGGAAGACGAGAAAGCUACAGAUAAGGCUGAAAGCGAGACCGUAACAAAGGAGAGUUACACUUAUGGCGGUGAUUAUCGCCGUAAUUAUUGAGGAAAAGGGAUGCGUUUACUCGAGCAAGCUUGAAUGCAAUUGGUGAGAAACUUGUUGCUGACGAUCCAAA